AUGUGUGGACAGCCAAAUUAUGCAACUGGACAAGACAUGGGUAUUGAGCACCUCAUCAAUGCAAUGAAGGCAUACUACAUCCCCAAAAGAGUUGGUGGACACUGGGGACAGCUCUUGACUUAUGCCGCUUUCAUCACCGUGUUGACUAUGAUGAAAACUGGCUUUUCCAGCUGGCAGAAGUCAUUCCAGGAGUGGGUGAGAACAAACCAUUACAAUUUCAAAGAAAAAGAACCAGAACCAAUGCAGCCUGACAAAGAUUCAACAAGUGGAGGCAUUGAGGACCUCCUUGCAAGUAAUGAGUCAAAAGAGGAUGGUGACUCUGAGUUAGAGUCUGUGCAUUCAGAUGUCAAUGACACAGAGCCUAGAGGUGGUAAUGAUGAUGUUGAUGCUGACAUGAGAGACUUUGGAGAGUCCUGA
Messenger RNA from Coniophora puteana RWD-64-598 SS2, 417 nucleotides. RefSeq lists its product as uncharacterized. The transcript is spliced from 3 exons. The record is from RefSeq and is a predicted model, not a curated record. The coding region runs from base 1 to 417 and encodes 138 amino acids. NCBI's taxonomy places the organism in Eukaryota, Fungi, Basidiomycota, Agaricomycetes, Boletales, Coniophoraceae.